This is a messenger RNA of Tauraco erythrolophus (red-crested turaco), 291 nucleotides long. The record is from RefSeq and is a predicted model, not a curated record. NCBI's taxonomy places the organism in Eukaryota, Metazoa, Chordata, Aves, Musophagiformes, Musophagidae.
AUGACGUCAGCAUGUUUUGCAAGAGCUCUCGCUGCCUUCCCGGGCUGCAGUAACAACAUACUUACAUUGUUCAGUCUCUCAUUUCCCUUCCUUUUAGAAUAUGCAGCAAUAAACUCCAUGCUGGACCAGAUCAACUCCUGCUUGGAUCACCUGGAGGAGAAGAACGAUUAUCUACAUGCCUGCUUGAAAGAACUGCUGGAGUCCAACCGCCAGACCCGCCUAGAGUUCCAGCAGCAGAGUGAGCAGCAGAACACGGAAGCUGAUGUGCAGGGAUCCCAGCCUCCCAUCUAG